This is a messenger RNA of Penicillium oxalicum, 447 nucleotides long. RefSeq names its product DNA-directed RNA polymerase II subunit RPB4. Gene Ontology annotation, molecular function: nucleotide binding; translation initiation factor binding. Gene Ontology annotation, biological process: mRNA export from nucleus in response to heat stress; positive regulation of translational initiation; nuclear-transcribed mRNA catabolic process, deadenylation-dependent decay. Bases 1 to 447 code for a protein of 148 amino acids. The record is from RefSeq and is a predicted model, not a curated record. NCBI's taxonomy places the organism in Eukaryota, Fungi, Ascomycota, Eurotiomycetes, Eurotiales, Aspergillaceae. The transcript is spliced from 3 exons. Gene Ontology annotation, cellular component: RNA polymerase II, core complex; P-body.
AUGAGCGUUCAACUCCCGCCCGCGACACACCGGAAGCGCGCUCUCCCCCAAGGCGAGCUUGAAGCCGCCUCUCAGCUCAAACUUGGCGCCGAUCAGCACACACAUACACUCUCGCUUUCCGAAGCGCGUCUCGUCAUUCACAAGGUGUUGGAGAAUAAGCGCCGGGGAGGAGGCAAAUAUGAAGAGCCAGAGAACUUGACGAAAACGCUCGAUUAUUUGGACGUGUUUGCCCGGUUCAAGGACGAGGAGAACAUCAAGGCGGUGGAACGGUUAUUGAACUCGCACACGGAGCUGGAGAUGUUUGAGAGAUCGCAACUGGGAAGCUUAUGCUGCGACAAUGCCGAAGAGGCCAAGUCCCUUAUCCCCAGUUUGCAAAACAAGAUUUCCGACAGCGAGCUUCAGGAGCUCUUGGAUGAACUGACCAAGCUGCGUAACUUCACCGAAUAA